Molecule: messenger RNA, 955 nt
Organism: Mixia osmundae IAM 14324
Lineage: Eukaryota; Fungi; Basidiomycota; Mixiomycetes; Mixiales; Mixiaceae
Exons: 3
Coding region: 160-660 (166 amino acids)
Source: RefSeq, a predicted model, not a curated record
ACACGCAGAGCUGCCCUCAAGAUAGUGCGCAUCGUGACAUUUGCGGCUACAUAUCCGGACCGUGGUCGUCACGGCGACUGUCGGAAGUUUGAUACGUCCCCAAAGUUGCCCGAAGCUUCACAGCAGGAAGGGACUGUAAUCGUGUUGAGCUAAUCCAAGAUGUACAAAACCUUCGCUGUCGUCCUUAUGCUUGUCUCCGGGCUCGCAGCAAUGCCUGCAAACAGCCACGCCGUUGUCGGUGACAAUUCGAACAGUGGCGUGGGAGGCAACGCGGCCAAGAACACAGCCGCCUUGGGCAAUCGCUGGUGCACGCUCUCGCUUACAGAUGCUGUCCACCAAACCUACAACAUCAACUUUAGCCUUCUCUAUUUGGAAGACGACAACAAAUACUUUGAGAUCCUCGACGAGGGUAGCCCGUUUGCAUUCCCCAAUCUCCGCGCCAAGGCUUCGUCCUAUCUUGGAUACGACGCUGCAGAGUUCAAGUUCCCAACCGGCCAGCCGGCCCAAAUAGAUAUCACCUUUUACUCGAUCUCCGCCGAGGGGCUGCUUACCUAUCAUCUCUCACCCUCAACCGUUAAAGGCCACGGCUUGACCGCUUGGAACCUUGCUUGCUCCACAUCGCCGAACGGUCUCAAGUCCCCGGUUGCUCGCCUCUUCUAGCUGCAAUGUCUAGAUUGCAUGGUGACAUUGGUUGUCAGGCUUCCAGCAGUAUAACAGGCGCGUUGUUGCCUUGGUACCGCAUUGCUCGCGUUGCUGCCUCUUUCGUGUUACGCGCGAACACCACACUUUCCGGCGAUUUUUGGGCAGCCAACGGUAUACAUAAGGUACAGAUCGGCAAGCCUCUACAUCAAAAUAAUCGAUACGGCAAAGUACACAGAAUGCUGGCUAGAUUUUUGACCGCCUUCCUCCUCAUUUGCAGCGUUGGCCAGAUCGUUGCCUCAGACAGAGGUCAGCA